UAACUACCUUGGUACUUGAAAAAUCUUAUAAUUCUCAUUUUGAACGACUCUCAUAUCUAUAAAAUAAGGAGAAAAAACGUUUAAGUUAAAAUAAUCUACGUUUAAUACGGACAAACAAGAGAAUAAUUUGAAAAAAUAAAAACGGAAGAGUAAAUUUGAAGAAAAAUAAUUUAAAUAAUUGCAAAAAUGGCUUUGAAUAGAGAACGGCGUACAAAUGCAGGAAAUAAAAUGGCAAAGUUAUUAAAUGAAGAAGAAGAAGAUGAUUUUUACAAAACAACUUAUGGAGGUUUUGAUGAAGUGGAACAAGAUCAUGACUAUAUGGAGGAAGAUGAAGCAGAAGAUGAAGUAGAUUCAGACUUUAGUAUAGAUGAAAAUGAUGAACCCAUUUCUGAUACCGAACAAGAGGGACCAAAAAAAAAACGUAGAUUAGUUACAAAAGCUUACAAGGAACCUAAAGUUCAAUCUCAAUUACCAUCUAAAGAGAAAAAAGUUAGGCAACCAAGGCAAAGAAUCUUUAAUGAAAGUACAGAAAGAAAAUCUAUCCGUCGUUCUACUGCUGCUAAAUCAGCUGCAACACAAAAAAGAUUAAGUGAAAGAAAUGAGCAUCAAAAAAGGAGAACAAGAGUUAUAAGACAUGAUACAUGGAAACCUACUCAAGAAGAAUUAUUGAAAGAAGCAUUACAAACUGAACAGAUUAAUAUGAAAUCAUUAGAAAAAUAUCAGAAAUUAGAAAAUGAAAAGAAAAAUACUAGAACUAUAAGAAAAGCCCAAACAGGACCUAUGAUUAGAUAUCAAUCAUUAGCAAUGCCUAUUAUGAUACUUUCUGAGGUAAAUUACAAUAAAGAGGAAGAUAAAAUGAAUAUAGAAAAAGACGAAAAAAAUACAAAUUUUGAAAAUAAACGUCCAGAUGAAACAAUAGAAAAUAGUAUAACUGUAAAACCAGAAAAUGGCACAAAAGAUAUUACUAAAAAAGAAUCUUCUCAAAGUUCUAACAAAAGCAAAUAUUAUUAUGAACAAACAAAAGGAUAUUAUGAAAGAACUUUCAUUACAUUUGAAAAUGAACAAUUAUUUUCAGAAGCAUUCAAAAAAUCUUCAAUACAGAAAUCACCAAUAAAACCCUUAUGUGCAAUUACAAGGUUUCCAGCAAAAUAUUUAGAUCCUAUGACUCAUCUACCAUAUAAAAAUGUGCAAACAUUUCGACUAUUGCGUGAAGCAUAUUAUCAACAAUUGGAAGCUCGAACAGAUGUUAAUGAUACAUCACAAAGCCCAGAUUUAUUACGAUGGCUUGAAUGGAGACAAAAGAAUCAUGGUGGUUUAGCUCAAAGGAAUACAGUACGUCUUGAACCAGCAUCCGCAAGUAUGCUCACGUAAUUUUUUUUGUAAUAAUAAAA
This is a messenger RNA of Apis mellifera (honey bee), 1391 nucleotides long. It is a transcript of the gene YL-1, whose product is annotated as vacuolar protein sorting-associated protein 72 homolog. Gene Ontology annotation, biological process: regulation of DNA-templated transcription; chromatin remodeling. The transcript has 7 exons. The record is from RefSeq and is a predicted model, not a curated record. The coding region runs from base 187 to 1371 and encodes 394 amino acids. NCBI's taxonomy places the organism in Eukaryota, Metazoa, Arthropoda, Insecta, Hymenoptera, Apidae. Gene Ontology annotation, molecular function: ATP-dependent H2AZ histone chaperone activity. Gene Ontology annotation, cellular component: nucleus.